AUGACCGUUACUGCUCUCGCACCCGAUGCUGUCUUUGACCCCGAGCUUCACUACGGCGAUGGCGACGACAACGCCUUGUACAACCUAUUUGCGACAUGGCCGGAGAACUAUUUCAGCAGCCUUCCUAAGCCACACGGCAAUCACGGAGUCGACGAGCCCUAUUGGGAAUUACGGCGGUCACGAAUCUUCCUGGACGACUGCUUCCGCGGUCGCGAAACGCGGAGGCUGUUCACCCCUGUAGUUCCAGGGCCGGACAAGCUUGAGAGAGAGCGCUUGCACGAACAAGCAUAUUCAGACGGUAUCGAGCAACGCACGAGAACCACGGUCACCUUCCGGUCCGCUCUACAUUUCGCUCACGAACAGACCAAGUUCGACACUUCACUAGCUCUGGAAUUGGCUCAGUUUUGCCCAACGCUUGCCGCGCCUCGAGCUGCUCCAGGCCGCCAAUACCCAACAUCAGCGAUCUUAUUGCCGACGUCAGUAUCGGCGCUGCCGCCCCUGCCGCCACCAACGCAAGAGGAGUACGAAGAAUGGGACGGUCUAUCAGACACCGCAUCUGACAGUCACUGUGCCUCGGUGCAUAUCCGCAACCCGCCAAUUCCUAGCCCUGCCAUGGUAUCGGCCGAUGCCCUGCAAUCGCACGUCAACGAAUUUGCGAGGGAAAACGGGUUUGGUGUUGUCAGACGCAACGGUUCCGGCAGUCGAAUGCGGAAGACCAGAUACGUGUUCCAAUGCGAUCGCUACGGCGAGCCUUGUACAUCAAGUGGUGCAGGUCUCCGCAAAAGGCGGUCGCGCAAGUGCGGGUGCAAGUGGAAGGUCGUCGCCGAGGCCCUCGAACAGAACGGCUACAUGUGGACACUGCGGGCGUUUGCCGACCCUCAGCACAGUCAACACAACCACGACCGUAGCAUGAGUCUCUCAGCGCAUCCAAUCCAUCGGAGACUUACUGAUUCCGUCAAGGCAACAAUUGAAGCGACAAGCCGACGAGUCGGAAUCAGGGCACGCGAUGUCCGUGGCAUCGUUCAGCAAAAGCAUCUCGGAACGCACUACACAAGAAAGGAUAUAUACAACGCUAGGGCACUCUUGCGUCGCGAAAAACUUGGCGAUUUGGGUCCGACCGCUGCCUUGAUCAGACUGUUUGAUGAGAGGGGCGUUCCAUAUAUCGUGAAGUGGUCAACGACAGAGCCUGGCCGCCUUGUUGGCCUGGUCUGGACCUUCCCAUACUGUCUCCGAAUGUGGAAACGCUUUCCGGAAAUUAUGAGUUUCGACAACACAUACAAUACAAACCGCUUCAAACUACCGCUCUUCCAGGUUACGGGGCAAACCUGCCUGAGAUCCGUCUAUAAUGCGGCGUUCGGCUUGAUCGAUAACGAGAGACGUGAAGGGUUUCAGUUCCUCACGGAAGCGGUCAGGGAACUGACCGAGAGGCAUGGAGUUCCGCUACCCGAUGUCGUAAUCACGGACUACGAUCAGGCGAUGAGGGAAGCUCUAGACAACCAGUUUCCCGAUAGCCAACAACAGCUUUGUAUCCACCAUGUCAACGCAAACGUCCUCCUUAAUGCGAAGCGCAAGUGGAAGAACGCCAAAGAAAGUGAGGAGAGCGACGGAGGUGGUAGCUCUUGCGGCAAGCAGGCUCACCUGGCGUUGACGCCGAGGGAUGUGGAAGCUUUGCUCGCAGUGGAGCGACAAGACAACCCGCUGGCCCAGGGUAACCUCUCUGCACCUGUGCCGCACAACUAUCGCGGCGUCCUCGAACUGUGGAAGUUCGUUGUGUUUGCCGAGACAAAAGAAGAACACGAGAAGGCAUGGGCCAAGCUGUGUGACGAGUUCAAUGACCAGCAAGCCAUCCUCAUGUACCUUUACAGGACAUACCUGCCCAUAAGAGCACAGUGGGCACAAUGCUUCAUCAAGAAACACCGCAAUUUCGGGGUUCGUGUGACGUCUGGUACCGAGGCCAGUAACAACAACGUCAAGAGCUACCUGCUCAAUGGGAUGAGCAACCUGUACUCUCUGUUUGAGGCUGUUGAGGCCAUGCUCACUGAUCAAGAGCGAGAUUUUAUCGAUGCCUGUGCGCAGGACGAGGUGCUUACUUCUGGCACAUAUUCAGGUCCUGGCUCAGAGUAUCUGGGAGAGCUGCGCACAGUCAUGUCAGAGCCGGGGCUCAGGCUUAUUACCAAACAACAUCGGCGCGCAUUGAAAUCGAUACCAAGCAGAUCACGACCUUGGCCGGAGCCAAUCGAAGAAUGUAGCGGGGAUUGUUCCGUCUCGUGGCAAUUGGGGAUUCCCUGCUGCCAUACAAUCUACAACAAAUUAGCAGCGGGCACGGCCUUAACGAAAUGGGAUGUUCACCCUCGGUGGCAUCUCAGGGAACCAACAUCAUGCAAUCCCUAUCGUCGGAUCCUCGACCCUAAGAUUGCAGCAUGCCUCCGUGGUCGGCCGAAAAAUACGACACAGCCUGUCCCUGAGGACAUGAACAUUCGGCCGUCCAGCUGUAGUCGACCAGCAGUGGACAAGGCUGGUAAGGGCAGAAAGCGAACUCGCAAGUCAGCUAUCCUUGGGUCGGGCAAGCAGAUAGGUGUGCAACAAGCUGGCUGCAGAAGGCAACCCAGCAUACGGAGGCGACGGUCAGAAUGGGAGACCAUCUCAGAUGAAGAGGAGCAGGACGCUCUACCGAAGCGCAGACGGCAAAGUGCCCGGAAGCGACCUGCAACACCAGCACCGUCAGCCUUGACUAGCCCUGGUGGCGAGGAAACCCGCAAGGAGUGCAUUAUUGUGCGAGUGUAA
Messenger RNA from Purpureocillium lilacinum, 2784 nucleotides. Lineage: Eukaryota; Fungi; Ascomycota; Sordariomycetes; Hypocreales; Ophiocordycipitaceae. The record is from RefSeq and is a predicted model, not a curated record.